Molecule: messenger RNA, 3654 nt
Organism: Onychostoma macrolepis
Lineage: Eukaryota; Metazoa; Chordata; Actinopteri; Cypriniformes; Cyprinidae
Gene: ppp3cb
Product: protein phosphatase 3, catalytic subunit, beta isozyme
Biological process (GO): calcineurin-NFAT signaling cascade
Cellular component (GO): cytoplasm; cytosol; calcineurin complex
Molecular function (GO): calmodulin binding; calmodulin-dependent protein phosphatase activity
Source: RefSeq, a predicted model, not a curated record
CGCCAUGAAGCAUUAAAAAGACUGACGUCAAUAAAGCAGCAACAAGGCCUGGGUGCGCGCGCGCUCUCUCUCAUCUCGUGCGCAGGGAAACCCCGAAUCAGCCUCCGCGUGAUGGCAGUAUGAGGCAGUCCCUGCAAGCCAGAGCGUGGGAGUUCCUGUCUUCGCCAUGUCGGGGUGGUGCUGCAACGCGCUGAGGAUACCCUGAACCGAGCAGAAGUCUCCCAGCCCCCCCUCCUGCUGCUCCAUCCAUCCAUCUAUCUGCCUACCCAUCCGCCCCCACAAGGCACCAGGCAGAGUCCAGUAUCUCCAGCAUAACAGUUUCCCCGGAUCAGCUGCGACACAUCUUCCCCCCUGACCGACGGUGGACGGAGGAGAGACGCACCAAGUGAUGCGGCUUCUGCAGCCCGCGCAUCCCGCAGCACCGAAGACCUCACGCUCACCCGUUAGGAGUAGGCGCACUUUCCCCGUUAUCUACAACAACCCAUGAGAAUGUCCAGCGCAGACAUCAUGGGUUUAAACCCUACCGACCGCGUGAUCAAAUCGGUGCCGUUUCCGCUGAGCCACAGGUUAAGCAUGCGAGAGGUGUUCGACUGCGAGGGGAAACCGCGUGUGGACCUGCUGAAGGCUCACCUCACUAAAGAGGGCCGCGUAGAGGAGCCCGUCGCUCUGCGCAUCAUCAACGAGGGGGCCGCCAUCCUCCGCCAGGAGAAGACCAUGCUGGACAUAGAGGCCCCUGUCACAGUGUGCGGGGAUAUUCACGGGCAGUUCUUCGACCUGAUGAAGUUAUUUGAGGUUGGCGGGUCUCCUGCGACAACGAGGUACCUGUUUCUAGGGGACUAUGUGGACCGAGGGUACUUCAGUAUUGAGUGUGUCCUUUACCUCUGGUCGCUGAAAAUCCUCUACCCAAAGACGCUGUUUCUGCUGCGAGGAAACCAUGAAUGUAGACAUUUGACUGAAUAUUUCACUUUCAAACAAGAAUGUAAAAUCAAAUACUCGGAGCAGGUGUACGACGUGUGCAUGGAUGCGUUCGACUGUCUGCCUCUGGCUGCUCUGAUGAAUCAGCAGUUUUUGUGUGUUCAUGGCGGCCUGUCUCCAGAGAUACACACAUUAGAUGACAUUAAGAGGCUGGACCGGUUCAAGGAACCGCCAGCGUUUGGCCCCAUGUGUGAUCUGCUCUGGUCCGACCUGGAAGAUUUCGGCAAUGAAAAGAGUCAAGAUUACUUCAGCCACAACACUGUCCGCGGAUGCUCCUACUUCUACAGCUAUCCUGCGGUGUGUGAGUUUUUACAGACCAACAACUUACUGUCUGUCAUCAGGGCACAUGAGGCACAGGACGCGGGUUACCGUAUGUACAGGAAGAGUCAGACUACAGGUUUCCCUUCUCUCAUCACCAUCUUCUCUGCUCCAAACUACCUGGACGUUUACAACAACAAAGCGGCCGUGCUUAAAUACGAGAACAACGUAAUGAACAUACGACAGUUCAACUGCUCGCCACAUCCGUACUGGCUGCCCAACUUCAUGGACGUCUUCACCUGGUCUCUUCCGUUCGUUGGAGAGAAAGUGACAGAAAUGUUGGUGAAUGUCCUCAGUAUCUGCUCCGAUGAUGAGCUUAUGAACGAUGGAGAUGAGAUCUUUGAUGCUAAUGCUGCGGCCGCCCGUAAAGAGGUCAUCAGAAACAAGAUUCGUGCCAUCGGCAAAAUGGCCAAAAUGUUCUCAGUCCUGCGAGAGGAGAGUGAGAAUGUGUUAACCCUGAAAGGUCUGACUCCCACCGGCAUGCUGCCGAGCGGCGUACUGUCUGGAGGAAAACAGACCUUGCAGAGUGCUACCAUCGAGGCCAUUGAAGCCGUGGAGACGGUUGAGGAUGGAGAAGCCAUCCGUGGCUUUUCUCCACAGCACAAGAUCACCAGUUUCGAGGAGGCGAAGGGUCUGGACCGCAUAAACGAGCGCAUGCCGCCUCGCCGAGACGGGGUCAACAGCGUGGGGCUGUCGAUGGGCAAGAUGAACAUGGCCGAAUCCAACGGCACGGACGACAACAGCAAUACCCAGUGAUUCAUCUCCUCCUCCUCCCAUCCCUCGCUCGCCACUGCUCCUCCUCCCAUAAUGCAAUUCUCCCCUCUCCCCUCAUUUUCACUGCUACCGUCUAUGUAGCAGAUGGAUUAUGUGAUAUAUUUAGAAAGAACUCCCUGCUUGACGUUCAACGGCCUGAACUACAAACAUGAGAUGAGCCGCGUGAAGAUGAUCAUGCGUGAGAGUUGCAUGAUGGGAUAUGUAGUUUUAUGGAUAUGGGGCUAUGUAAUGGAAAUACGAACACGGAGUGCAUUCCCUGUUCCUUUGUCCGAAGAGAUGUUUAUUUAUGCGUGUUUGCACUUUGCGUGCGUGUCUGUGUGCGUGCGUGGGCGACAUGUGAUAUAUAAUUACUAUACGAUGAUGAUGAUGAUGAUAAGUAGGUUUUCACAAACGCUUACCUUUUUUUUCUUGGCCUGCUGUGAAACAUAAAACACAAGGCCGACGCACUAUUUAUUCAAAAGCGUCGGAGCGUACGUUUGCGUUCGUACGUGUGCGAGAAGCUUGUAACCGUUUACUUUCACACUUCUCUUGCAGUUCUAUGUUUUGCUACUAGUAAUCACUAUAUAUGGAAUAACUAAUAUUACACAGAAUAACUUCACACAGGUUAUCACGAUUAAUCCACAAAUAACAGAGAGGUUUGGAGUCGCCGUAACGCCCCUCAUGCUAUGUGCUCGCUGUGUUGUGUAAAUCCGCCGUUGUCACGUCGUGCUGCGGUUGCUAUGGCAGUCUGACACUUUCCCGCCACCUCUGGUGCUCCAGAGCUGAUGGGGGGGGAGAAGCGUUCAGUCAGCUCUGUGUGUGUGUGUGUGUGUGUGUGUGUGUGUGUGAGUGAAUGCGAGAAACAGGGGGGUGAUUUGAGCUGAGGGAUUGCGUCGAGCUGUUAUUGGUGGUUUCAAACAGGUCCUUGUCCUGUGUUGCCGCACUAGACAGAACGGAUUUCCAGCCACGCAUAAUUCAUGGGAGUUUAUUUUGUAUAUAAAUGGCGUAUAUUUUUAAGGACCGUUUUGUUAUCGCUUAUUUUCAUGUUAUUUUAUUUUGUAUUCAAGCUAUUUAUUUAUUGUUUGUUGGGUUCUUUUUUGUUUGUUUACAUUGCUGUACAGUUAAUUAAGCUCCGAUGAGGUGUUAAACCUUUUGCGUUUCUUUAUCGAUGUACAGAAGUUAUCCAGUAGUGUGAAGGAACAUAUAAUUCUGUGAAAUGACAUCCGGGCUGCCAAAGCAUGACUGCAUGGUUAUUUCAAAUGUAAAUCAAAUAUGGACACACCUUAACGUGUCGCACAUUUUUAAGGAGAAGUAUAUUCUGAUCAUUAUUCUAAACAAUAUUCUGGUUACUUAUGAUGAUUAUUAUUAUUAUUAAGAGUUCUGCUGGUUUAUUCCACUUUGCCUCAUCCUCGUUUUGGUUGCUCAUUGUGCUUUACUUUAUGAAUAAUGAAAACGUUCAUGAGUUAUUUGUGAUUCUAUAUCUUGUAUUUUUCUCUGGAGCUUCAUUCUGAGCAUCAUGAUUUCCUGACCUACAGUACGGACAGUGUGAGCAUGCCCUAUGGGACAAAUCUCUUUUUUUACUCUUGAAUAAAAUAUGCAUGAACCUUU